AUGGCUGACGAAAAGAUCAUUCCUACCGAAGAAGAGCUCAUCUCUGCUAUCCAAAAUAUCAAGCUGGAAUUGCCCGAAGCAGGUAUCAAGACAGUUGCCACUCAAGUCUUGGUGAAGCAACCUAAUUGGCAAGUGAGCGAGAAGCGUGUCAAAAAGUAUAUGCAACAAGGUGGACUCACCAACAGUGCCCCUGCUGCCAAGGAGCCUGUCAAGUCUGGUCUCGCCGACGAUCCAUCUGUGCCAGUCUCGUUUAUCGAUCCCAAAAUUGAUUUCAAGGCUGUGUCUGAUGCUGUCGAAGCUCGUAUGGUAGAUCAAGUUACCGGUAAAGGUCUCUUUGCUGCUCGUGAUAUUAAGAAGGAUGAGACCAUCUUUACAGAAACUCCCUUUGCCUACUUCCCUCCUUGGGAGGCAUUCAAUUUAGCUCGUAGCGGAAAUGCGUGUGGCCUCUGUUGCAAGCCUUUGAUCUAUCCCAAUCGCAACACGCAACAUUGUGGACACUGCAACAUGUUUUACUGUAGCAAAGAAUGUAGAAUCACUGCUUGGGAAAAGUUCCAUCAACUUGAAUGCACAAACUUGAACAAGGCUGUUGUCGCUUUCAUGAGUUUCUGUGAAAUGGAAAAGUGGCAGGCACCUAUGGCAGUGUCUCGUAUCUACGCACAGAUGAUUUUGGCUCAUCAACGUGGUGAAUUGGAUCAAGUCAUUGGACAUUUGGACGCUUUCGCAACUGUGAGUCAAGAGGAGCGUCAAGCCAAGGAGACCGAGUGGAUUUUUAUGGAAGCACCUACUCGUGAACUAUGGACCAAAGCCAGAGAUUUGUUGAGAGCAGCUUACAAGACACCUAGCAAGAGAUGCAAAAUCACAACACCUUUACCUGAAGCAUUACAGCAAAAGUUGUUUGAGGACGAAGAGACCUUCUUGAACUACCUAGGCAAGUUCAACAUCAACAACCAAAACGGCGGCAUGUACUUGGUGCACUCACACAUCAACCACAACUGCCAUCCCAAUGUCAGCAUCGACUAUCCUCAACGCAACUCUCAAUACAAGCUCACAGUAAGAGCUAUCCGUGAUAUCAGCAAGGGCGAGCAAUUAUACGAGACAUACGUCAAUCCCCGUUGGAACAAGGACACUAGACAAACCUAUUUAGACAAAUCGUACUUGUUUACCUGUCAAUGCGAUCGUUGUGUGAAUGACACACCCUUAACAGACGAGCUCAAAAAGGGACUUCGAUUAAGGGAUGAAUAA
Messenger RNA from Mucor velutinosus, 1242 nucleotides. RefSeq lists its product as uncharacterized. NCBI's taxonomy places the organism in Eukaryota, Fungi, Mucoromycota, Mucoromycetes, Mucorales, Mucoraceae. The coding region runs from base 1 to 1242 and encodes 413 amino acids. Gene Ontology annotation, molecular function: protein binding; histone H4K20 methyltransferase activity. Gene Ontology annotation, biological process: negative regulation of gene expression, epigenetic. The record is from RefSeq and is a predicted model, not a curated record. The transcript has a single exon.